UAUUAAUGAAAGCGAACAUCAGACAAACGUCGUUGCAUAAACUUCAAUAUAAUAAUAAUGAAAUUGAUAUUUGAAAUGUUAGUUAAUAUUUAGUGAACUAAAAGAUGGAAAACUGGGAUAUUAUUGAACCGUUUUCCAUAAAAAAUAUGAAUUUUGAAAAGUUUUGUACUAGUUAGAAAUAAAUCUACAUGUUUUUAGUUCGUUUUAUUAAAACUUUGAUAAGAUUCGAAAAUGGAUGAAUCAAAUAAAUUCCGAUAUAAGAACAAAUUCAUUCAUUAUUGUAAUUACAUUACAGUCGAACCGACAAUGAUUCUUUACAUGAUGGCAUUCAUGAUAACGAGUGUAGUAGAACAAUCAUUUUACAUAUUUAAAGCUUGUACAGUAAAUCAUGGUUUUAAUGCAACUUUAUGCCAUAAUAUAAACGAACCAGAGUAUAAAAAUAUAACAAAAGAAGUUCAGAAAACAGUCGCGAAAUUCCACAUAUAUAACAACAUUGCCGGCCAUUUUGUACCUAUAGUUCUAGCUUUUUUCAUAGGAUCUUGGUCGGAUAAACGCGGUAGAAAAUCCCCAUUACUUAUAGGGCUUUUCGGAAAAUUAUUUUUUUCCUUAAUGAUAAUAGUGAAUAGUUAUAAAAAAGAAUGGCCUUUGGAAUACGUUACAAUCACGGCAACUUUACCAAGCGCCUUGACCGGCGCAGACGUUGCAAUUUUCGCGUCUGCCUUGACAUACCUCAUCGAUGUCUCAUCUGUUAAAAAUCGAACUAUUAGGGUUACCAUAUUGGAGGUGUGUUAUUUAGCGACAAUGCCCAUAGGGGUAGCUUUAGGUUCUUAUUUAUUUAAAUACGUUUUAAAUAAAUCCUACUCGUAUAUGUUUGUUAUAAACGGCUCUCUGAUGAUAUUAUCAAUGUUGUAUUCUUCAUUUAGACUAAAAUGGAGGAGUAAUCCUAAACAGAAACCUUUAUCGGAAGCUAAAAAUAAGAUCCUCGAUUUUUUCGAUUAUAAUCACGUAGUAGCAACAACUAGGGUUUUAUCUAGAAAAAGAUCUAAUAACAAAAGGACUUAUUUUUGGUUAUUAUUGAUAAUGAUGGCUUUGUACACGUUUCAAAGAGACGAAAGAGAAAUAAUGUUCAUGUAUUGUCAAUUAACAUUCAAUUGGGCUAUAGAACAAUUUAGUAUAUUCAGAACUGUACAAUCGGGGCUACAAGACGUGAUUCUUUUGAUAGCUAUCCCUGUUAUGAGUAAGGUUUUAGGGUUUAGGGACACUGUUAUUAUAAUCAUCGGUGCUUUAGCUCACACAAUAGCGAGAAUAUUUUAUUUUACAGCUGAUAUCACAAUGUUUUAUAUAGGGGGAGUAUUUGCGUCUUUCGGCCCCAUAGUGGCGCCUGUAAUACGAUCUCUAGUUUCAAAAAUAGUUCCUAUAUCGGAAAAAGGUAAAGCAUUCGCUGUACUUUCUGUAGCUGAUAAUGCUGUACCAUUAAUAUCCGGUACUUGUUAUAACGCUCUUUACCAAUUGUGUAUUAAUUUGAAUCCAGGAAUUAUAUUUUUUUUGACUGCCUCUACUCAAAUUAGUGUUUUUUUAUUAAUUUUAUAUAUUCAUCUCAAAACUGAUCGAAACGAAUUUGAAAAUGAAAAUGUUGUACUGGAAAUAACGGAUUCAACUGAAAAUGAUAAACUUCGACAAGAAAUGUGAUACUUUUUUUUAAAUAAAAACUUGAAUACUCACAGUU
Diorhabda carinulata is the source of this 1726-nucleotide messenger RNA. Its product is annotated as proton-coupled folate transporter. The transcript has 7 exons. Gene Ontology annotation, molecular function: transmembrane transporter activity. Bases 232 to 1689 code for a protein of 485 amino acids. Gene Ontology annotation, biological process: transmembrane transport. NCBI's taxonomy places the organism in Eukaryota, Metazoa, Arthropoda, Insecta, Coleoptera, Chrysomelidae. Gene Ontology annotation, cellular component: membrane. The record is from RefSeq and is a predicted model, not a curated record.